CGCGGUGCGGACUAAUGACGCACUGUACAGGCGCCGGCAGUUGGCUCCCGAUGGAGCGGGAGCAGUUGGUGCGGAAGGUGGUCUUGUUGCAGGCCUGCGUCCGGGGUUUCCUGGCCCGACGCCAUUUCCAGAGUCUACGGGCUGAGUAUGAGGCUGUUGUACGAGAGCUCGACGGUGAUCUGGGCACGCUACAAUGGACUGAGGGCUGGAUUCCCAGACCUAAGUUUCUCCCACAGAAGGCAAAAUCCCAUCGGACCUGGAAAGCCAGAGAGAGGGUACCAAAGCCAGAACAGGAACCAUGGAGCUGCUUCUCACGUAAGGAGCCUGAGAGAGAAGUCAUCCCGGAGGAGAUGGUGCUGAAGAAGUCAGGAGAGAGCUCGGCAAACUCAGACAGUCUUCCCUGCAGAGAUGACAGCCCGUGGCUUCGGGAUGAGCAGAGCAGGAAAACCGGGAAACCCAACCAAGAGAAGAUCAGAGAUAUGUCAAGGAUGGAGAACCCAGGUUCAUCUCUGCUAGAUCAAGAAGCCGAAGGUCCAGGACUGCCCCACAGGCCAGCUGAGCUCCAAGACCUCCAGUACCGCCGCAGCCACUUGGCCAUGGAACUGCUCUGGCUACAGCAGGCCAUCAAUAGCCGUAAGGAGUACUUAACUCUCAGACAAACACUGCAAUCCCCAGAGGCGAGCCCAGACCACAGGGGACAGGCCUGUGAGAGAGCUGGCUCACAACCAGGCCCACCACUGGAAGACCAGUGCUGCAGAGCCAGAACCGCUGGAGAGCCAGGCCAUGCAGAUGCCUCUUGCUGGAGGCUCAAGUCACAACCCCACAAAUCCCCAGAAAGACUGGCCACUACAGACAAAGCCACUGUCAGGAACAAGUACAGGGACUCAUGUCGCAGGAGGGCUGGACCACAGCUGCCCAUACCAUCAGAUAACCAGACCAUGGAGAAUAGACUCACCAAAGAGCCACACCAUGGGGACCAGACCUUUAGAGGGGCCUGCCUGCAGCUGACAAAACUUCGGGAGGACCAGACUCCUAAAGGCCUCAAACCUAAGGGUCCCUGUUCUGGAAAGGCCAGAACACAGCUACCCACGCUCCAUGUAGACCUGAAUACUGAAGACAGGUCUCCCAGAGGGCCAGACCACAAAAAGCUGGAGUGCCAACGAGCUAGGCCACGAGAGUUGGGCCUCUCAGAAGACCGUGUCAUCUGGGAUGGGACUUCAGCAGAACAUGAUGGCCAGGAUCUCUGGAAGACUAAACCACCCAAGGGCCAGACCGCCUAUAAUAACAGCUCUAGAGAUAGAGCUUCCAAGGAGCCUAGCUCUGAAGGAUGGAAAAACCAGAGGACUGGAUCAUGGAGAUCAAGGCCAUCUGAAAAACUGUCUUCCACAGGGUCAGACAGCAUAGAAGAGCACCACUGGAGGGGCAAGCUGUGGAAAACAGGACCACCAGGCUAGUCCCUGGGGUGGCGGAGGUCCAAGGGCUGUACAAGGGCAAGGAGACGGGUCCUCAUCCUCAAUCUCUGGUACCAGCUCUACAUCCUGCCCCUCCCUUGGUGGCCAGUGGGGCCAAGAAAUGCUGGAGCAAAAGGCUGACACCAGUACAGGGAGAGGAGGGAGAAGGACAUGCUUUCAUCCUCUGCCUGUGGCUCAGUGCGAAUUCUGGACAGGGAGUUACUGGUUAAGUGGGAGACCUGAUGGAGAAUAAAGGUAUUUCUUGGAUUCUGA
Artibeus jamaicensis (Jamaican fruit-eating bat) is the source of this 1724-nucleotide messenger RNA. It is a transcript of the gene IQCC, whose product is annotated as IQ motif containing C. NCBI's taxonomy places the organism in Eukaryota, Metazoa, Chordata, Mammalia, Chiroptera, Phyllostomidae. The transcript is spliced from 5 exons. The record is from RefSeq and is a predicted model, not a curated record. The coding region runs from base 15 to 1454 and encodes 479 amino acids. Gene Ontology annotation, molecular function: protein binding.